Messenger RNA from Aplosporella prunicola CBS 121167, 1393 nucleotides. RefSeq lists its product as uncharacterized. The transcript has a single exon. The record is from RefSeq and is a predicted model, not a curated record. Lineage: Eukaryota; Fungi; Ascomycota; Dothideomycetes; Botryosphaeriales; Aplosporellaceae. Bases 197 to 1366 code for a protein of 389 amino acids.
UCUGGCCGGAGACAAUUAAUUAACCCCAUGGGGCGGCGUCUAUCCGCUACAGCAAUCAACCGUCAAUCAUAAAACAAAAGCUCAUUACCACUUUUUCUCUCUCUUCUCUUGUCUUCUUUUCUUACUAUUACUACUUUACUUCUACUACUACAAGUCCUUUGUCCUCCUCUCUUCCGUCCACGAGCAACAACAAACAAUGCCAGACCUCAGCGUCCCAACAACAACCGCGCCGCAGACGCAAACCCAAACGCAUUCCCACCUCCUCACCCUCCCCCUCGAGCUCCACCACCUCAUCACCUCGCACCUCUCCACCCCCGCCUACCUCGCUCUGCGCCUCGCCCACCCCCACUUCUACCACGCCCUGCCGACCUCGUCCCCGCACCCCUCGACCCAGCCCCUUGACUCCUGCGCCCGCCUCGCCAUCCGCACCUACCUCGCGCCGUACCUGCAAGAAAGAAGAGGAAGCUGCGGUGGUGCCUCCACCGCCAAGAACAAAAACGGAAUCAGAACCGAAAACGCCACCGCAAACGAAGACGAAGACCAAGACGCAGACCAGGACCGCCCAACCCGCUGCGCCCUCUGCGGCCAACUCUACCCUCAACGCCUCUUCUCCAGCACCGCCAGCCCCGCAUGCACGACCCAGGACUUUAGCAAUACUACCACCGCCACCACCACAACUACAACCGCACACCUCCCCCACCACCGCCACCGCGAGAUCCUCGACCUCCCCGACCGCGUCUGCGCCUGGCACGUCGGCCGUCUGACGCGGACCGCCACGCUCCCAACGCCACAGCCACAGCAGCCACAGCCACCACCACGACACCCGCGCUGGACCUCCCGCACCGAGCCCAUGUGCAUGCACUGCGGCGUCGUGACCGGCUGGCGCGCCUGCCGCUGCGCGUGCUCGACAUGCGGCGUCCGCACCGCGCGCACCUACACGCGCUGGGUCGAGGCCGGGAGCGGCGAGGUUGUUGGUGGCGGUGGCGGUGGGGUUGGGGGCGCGGCGGUGGCGUCCGGGAGCCUUCGAGGAGGAAGAAUAGGGGCGCAAAAGGGAAGCUGGCGCUGCGUUGGGUUUGUCUUCUGGCGGGAUACGCGCGGCGGGCUGUGGGUGAGGGAGCGGAGGGCGAGGAUCGAUGACGACGAUGCUGGUGAGUGUGCUAGUUUGUUUGUGUGUGUGCUGUUUGCUGCUGCCUACUGCCUGCUGCCUGCUGCUGUUACGCGGCGUUUGCUUGCUUGCUUUCGUUGGUUGCCCGGUUUAUUGGGUUCGGUUUGGUGCUUCGCUGCAGGCGCAGGACGUCUGGGCGUAUGGCACCGAAAAGGGGUACCCGGCUGCCUCGAUGUAUCGAAUGGUUUUUGCGGAUCGUAAAGUAAAAAAAACCCCUAGCUGACGGUC